Anopheles stephensi (Asian malaria mosquito) is the source of this 4208-nucleotide messenger RNA. RefSeq names its product exocyst complex component 4 (gene Sec8). The coding region runs from base 267 to 3416 and encodes 1049 amino acids. Gene Ontology annotation, cellular component: exocyst; growth cone membrane; synapse. Lineage: Eukaryota; Metazoa; Arthropoda; Insecta; Diptera; Culicidae. The record is from RefSeq and is a predicted model, not a curated record. Gene Ontology annotation, biological process: exocytosis; chemical synaptic transmission; Golgi to plasma membrane transport. The transcript has 8 exons.
UGAAGUGAGCGAUACAGCACGAUGCGCGCAACGAAAACAAACGGUUCAACACAAACGGGCUCAUUUCACGCACGCUAGCUGUCAGAUGCACACACAUGCAGUUUGGCGAUGAGUGUGUUGUUUAUUAUCAUAACAGUGUAGUUUCUCCGACGAAUUCGCUAGUUUUUGUUAUUUGAUUGAAUUUUUGUACAAAAUUUUACCAUUUGGGUGGUUUGCUUGAGUGAGGAGCGUUGGCCUCACGUGAAUCUGCAAGCGCUAAAUGCAAGAUGAGCGGUUGCGGGCUGCUUGUUUCCGUGAUCAAAACACUCGAUGCCAGUGAAACGAACGAGCAGCGCGAACGGGAGAAGCUUAAAAUCGAGCGGGAGUUUCGAAAAACCGACCAGCGGCUAAACGAACUCGUCUCACGCAGCGAUGGCGACCUCACGCGGGUUAUGCAGCUGUUCGGCAAGGUGUCGACGGAAGUUACGGCCUCCCGGGAGCGAAUACAUGUGGUGAAGGAAAACCUACAGUCCUGCAAACAGUUGCUGCGUUGUCGCCGCGACGAGCUGAAGAAACUGUACACCGACGCAAUCCAGCACAAGUACGUGCUGGAGAUGUUGGAUCAAAUCACCGAGAUCCGGAAGGUGCCGGCCCAGCUGACUGCUUACAUGGCGAAGAAGCAUUACCUGCACGCCACCAAGCUACUGAUGGCAUCGAUCGAAACGACGGACGGAAAGCUAAAGGGUGUGGAAGGAUUAAACGAUCUACGGCAAGACUUUCAGAAUCGCCGCCAGCAGCUGUACGGGAAGCUGCUGGAAGAGCUGAACAAACAUCUGUAUGUGUCCAGCACGGCGGACGUGUUGCAGAACUUCCAGCGUCAAGCAUCGGGACGCAACAGUCAGUACGCGCCGGGAGCGUCACCGUUCCAGCGAAACGUUUUGCGGCGCUCGGCGGAACGGGUGGAGGCUAACACGAAAGCACGCAAAGCGUUGUUUGAGAUCUCCAAGAACGGAUUUUUGGACGUAGAUAAGAGCGAAAUAAUCGAAGAUACAGAGCUGCUAGAUCCGGAUGUCAAUUCGUCAUAUUUCCUCAGUAUAAUUGUUGAAUGCUUUGCAUUGUUACAGAAAGUGCCUGAAUCGAUUGAGUCAAUAAAAGUACAAAUGCAAAGCGAACUACUAGCUAUCGUAACCAAAUCCACUCAGCACAUCAAUUCGCUGGAGCACCAGCCGCAGCACACGCAACAGUCUGCGCUCGCUAUUACCAGCACACCAUCGUCCGCUGCGGCAGUUGCUGCCUGCAAUGGAACACCUUCCGGUGCAUCGGCUGCGGAUCCGACGCAACCCGCCCAACCGGUACCAAUACUCGAGCUGCUCGAUCUGGUGUUCAGACAGUUCAAGCUUAUCGCCAACGCGCACCAGCAAGCGCUCCGCAACUAUGGCAACGUCAUACAACGAUACAACAUUCCGCAAGUGAAGCCUUACGACAUUAUCGAGUACUGGGGCCAGGCGCAAGCCGUCCUCAAGCUUGUGCUCACCGACUAUCUGGACAUUCAGAACGAUAGCGGUGACGAAGCGUUACUGUUGCGGGGCCAGUUUGCCGAACAGUCCACCAACGUGAAUUCGUUCUUUAGCCGUAGAAAAACGCCGGGCAAGAAACUGCUGUUCCGCUUCGACAAAUCGUCCCACACGGCGGACGCAGGAGCAGCACAGCCGGCCGACGGUGACCAGGGACAGCCGAAAGAACAUCGGCGCAAUCUGUCGAACGUGUCGAACAGUACGCCAAAGGAAGACACCGUCAGCGGAAAUUCGUCCCAUUUGCUGAACAGUAGCUUCCAUCAGCAUCAGCCGGUUUACUUCGGUGGCAAGGAUGGUGCUGCCGCGGCGGAACGGAGAAAGCGUGAGCGAGCGUUGGUUUGUUCGCCGGAUGCGUCCCUGGUGCGGAAGAUAUAUCUGCCGCUGAUGGGAUACAUCCAGGAGAUUGAGAGUUUUAUGAAAUGCAAGUCUGGACAACCGUGCAGUUUGAACACGUUCUUGGCAAACUACGUAAAGGACGCUUAUCUGGCACGUGGUCACAAUCGGAACCUGCAGCUAACGAUCGAGUCGCUGUCGAAGGCACAGGAUGCGUGGCGCACCAUUAUCAGUCCGGAGGAAAUGAAGCGACUCGGCCUAACGCGUCCGCUACUGCAGAAUACGGUCAUCGUAGAGAAUCGAAUUGCCGAAACGAAGAAACUCAUCCAAGAUCUUCCCACCUACUCGGAUGAACUGUUAAAAAUGGUCUGUUCGCUACUGAAGACGUACCGUGAGACGUGCCAGGCCGCAUACCGGGGCAUUGUCCAGCCGGAAACCGAGGACAAGCGCAUCUACAGUGUCGCCUGGCUCAAGGACGACGAUAUUACACGAUUCUUGAAAUCAUUACCGAACUGGACGGAUCUGAAAACAUCGAACGCCCGCAUACGGCAACUGCAGCAGAAGCGCUUGAUCAAAACGGAACCAUCGGAGGAGGAAAGUCCCACCCAGGUGCAGCAGCGCAACGUUCGCGAAGCCGAAAUGCUGACCAGCAAUCUCGGCGAAGGGGGCAUCUCCCAGCAAGAGAUCCUGUCCGAUGUGGGCGUACUGAAGGAGCUGGCCAUACUGCAGGAAAGCAUGGAAUGGUUCGCGAAUCGCAUUACGGAGUUUGCCCAGGAGCUGAAGAAACCGAUCGUAAAUGGGCUGGUGACUGCAUCGCCCGUUUCUACGCCCGGUUCUCCUUCACCCGCCGGCACGGCAACGAUCGUGAACAGUCCGGUAAUCGUGAAGGACGGUAUGAUCAAGGUGCUCAUCAAUUUGGCACUGGAAUUUGAAGAGUUGGCCAACACCUGUCUGCUGGUGUUGCAUCUGGAGGUGCGUGUGCAGUGUUUCCAUUACCUCCGGUCGAGCCCCUCCGAUCGCUACAAGGCAAACAAUCCGAACAAGAACGAUUCGCUCGAACCGGACGCGAAGGUGCUGAAGCUCACGAAGGUACUGUCGGACAUGGACGAAGCGUUGAGCUCAACGUUGCAUCCGAGGAAAACUAAGUAUGUCUUCGAAGGUUUAGCACACCUGGCUGCGCGGAUUCUUAUAAUGGCCGCCAACUCUAUGGAAUACAUCGAUCAUUCGGGCGUGCAGCGGAUGUGCCGAAAUGCGCUGGCCCUACAGCAAACGCUGAGCAGCAUCACAGCGUCACGGGAGGUCGCGCUGGAUUAUGCACGUUCCUUCUACGAAAUGUUCUAUCUCGAUCCAGAGGAAAUUCUUACCGCGAUCGUGGAGAAAGGUGCCCAGUUUACGGAGAUGCAAUAUCUGAAUGCGCUGCAGCUGAUCUUCCGCAACCGUGGCAUCAUAGACCCGGCCGUCGUCGGCUCCUACCAGCAAAAGCUUUCCGAUCUGCUCGGCACCAAACCCGCCCUCGGUGUGAUCGUUUAAGCUGGCGCGUGCCGAACAAAGCAGCGCUAUAGCGCCAGCAAGUAGGCGUGUAGGAUAUUAGGGCAACGUUCCGAAUCGCACCACUAUAGUUGUUGUUUUUUGGGUAAGCAUGAAUGGGCUGUCGCCUUGAACGGGUGGCAAGUGGUGUUCAGCAGGCGUUGCGGUGUUAGAAUAAACAAAUUGUACUGCAAGCUUGCGAGCCUCUGAUAGGAAAACGAAUCGUUUAAAAUAUUAGGCAACGCUGCGCUUGCGUUUCGUGUGUGUGUGUGUGUAGGCAGUUAAAGGGGCUUGUUGAAGCUGUCGUGGAGAUUAAGGAUGCAUCACACGCUGCUAAUGUGACGAUUGUCCCUUAAAACGUUCCCACCAUGCUAACCAUUUUGCUAUCGAAAAACCCGCACAGUGCUGUUUCCCCCUGUAGAGAGCUUGUAGUGAAGCGUUUCCUCCUUGAUAGAGAGCGAUGCAUAUCACGCAUUUCGGAGUUGUUUAAAAUUAUUUAUUUUCCCUUGCUUAACGGCUAACACCGCAACCUUACCGAUUGUGGGAAAAAAAUUAACAAAGAUCGCAGUCUAAUCAAAAUUAAAUUUAUGUUCCGCAUCACUUUCGCAAAAUCGCAUUCAAAUCGUUUCGUUCAUUGCUCUAGCGUAAACAGUCUCCCCGGGCAGCGCUGGUGGUGCCUACUACCACCACCGUCCCCAUAGCUGCUGCAUCCGUAAAGUGCUCGUAACGUGGUGCGAACUGAGCCGAAUUCAGUAUAUAGGACAAAUAAAAACAAAUUCUCAACUGAAAGCAAAA